CUGGAACUGACGAGUGGACAGUUGCUGUUGAUCUUCAUAGUAUACACUUUUACAGGUGAUCCGGUGAACAGAGUCGGAGAGCAAGAGUCGAUCAAGUGAGACCAAAAAGCUCCUUUUUCAUAACAAUGUACGUAGCAACUGCAAUACUAUUGGCUGGUUUGUCGGUUAUCGCCAGUGGAUUUCCGGAUGGCGCGCCGGUGGACAGUUGCGUCAAGCCCAGGCCGAAUCAGCCGUACCACGGCCAAGCCAGGCCCCAGCCCCUGGCUUCCAACCCCUACCGGCUGAUCGCCUCGACCGACCACUACGAGCCUGGGUCGCAGAUUACUGUGAGGAUCCAAGGAGCUGACUUCAAGGGCUUCUUCCUGCAGGCCCGUGACAUAAGGACGAGCGAGUGGGUGGGCUCGUGGGCCAAGACACCCAAUACCAACGCCCACGCGGAGUGCAGUGCCGUGACCCACGCCGAUCCCCGUGACAAGCAGUUCGCCACUCUCAUCUGGAAUGCACCGCUCAACGCCCGCGGCACCGUUUACUUCACGGGCACCGUACUAAGGGAUUACUCGACUUUCUGGUCUGACAUUGUUUCGGAGGUUGGCCAGUGAGCGUACAUGG
Molecule: messenger RNA, 609 nt
Organism: Copidosoma floridanum
Lineage: Eukaryota; Metazoa; Arthropoda; Insecta; Hymenoptera; Encyrtidae
Product: putative defense protein 3
Cellular component (GO): membrane
Source: RefSeq, a predicted model, not a curated record